Lutzomyia longipalpis is the source of this 614-nucleotide messenger RNA. RefSeq names its product zinc finger matrin-type protein 5. Gene Ontology annotation, cellular component: U12-type spliceosomal complex. Bases 9 to 542 code for a protein of 177 amino acids. Lineage: Eukaryota; Metazoa; Arthropoda; Insecta; Diptera; Psychodidae. The record is from RefSeq and is a predicted model, not a curated record. Gene Ontology annotation, molecular function: zinc ion binding; nucleic acid binding. The transcript has 2 exons.
UAUUUGAAAUGUUUGAUGAAACUUUGAGUGAGAGAAAAAUGGGCAAAAAUUAUUACUGCGACUACUGCAACAAGUCCUUCAAGGAUAUCCUGGCCACAAGGAAGAAGCACCUAAAGGGCCUACAGCAUCAGAAAGCCUACAAAGAAUACCACGCCCAAUUCAAAGGAAUCAAAGAAAUUUAUCUGGAGGAAUCCCGGAAGAAAACCUGCAAACGCAUCCUUGAGGGGACAACGUGUAAAUUUGGAAGUGAAUGUCGCUUCAGUCACUACACAAAGGAUCAACUGGAAGGUAUGCGCUUGCAAAUUGAAGCAGAAACUGCCAGGAAACAUCCGGAAGUACAAAAUCCAGACCCACAGUGGUUGGAGAAAUUUGUGGAGAGAGUUUGGGACAGAGCUGUCCGCGAUGGAUGCUCUGUGAAACCCUUCUGGACUCAUCCCUACCACCAAAGGCAAUAUGAAGCUCUUCCUGACCUUCCUCCAUCCCUGCAACCACUUAAUCCUAGCCUCUUGGAGGGGAAUUCUGAUGAUACCUCUUAUAGCUGAAUAAAUUCAAUUUCUUCACAAAGUGCGGAAUCUUUUGAAUUUGUUUAAUUAAUAAAUUCUUGAUGGAACUUU